UGUGUGUGUGUGUGUGUGUGUGAGAGAGAGAGAGAGAGAGUGUGUGUCAUGGAGUCGCGGGAGCAAUGGCUUGCAGAACGAGACCGAGGACUGUCUUAAUUCACCGGAGAGAUCAUUUCCGUUAUUAAAAACAUAAUACCAUGAUAUCACAAGCCAUUCUGCUCGUAAGCCUCCUCCAGAUGUCUGUAUAGUGUGUUAGAUCCCGGUUUUCAAGUUGAAGAUUCAUCACGGAAAUCCGACAACACAGCAAAUUCAUCAUUUCCGUCGUUCGCUACGAAGGGGGGCAAAACAAAUUCAUCAUUUACAGGUGCUUAAAACUAGAAGACAAACGCGUCCUGACCGUUUUGCUGUGGAAAAUGUGUUUAAUGUCGACUUCGUUUUAGGUCAAAUCGCAUGGUUUGGUCUUUAAGCUUUGCAAGCAAAAUAACUUUAUUGUGUUUUUUUUCGCCUAACAACAUUAAAUCAACUGACGCUAGGCCUACUUUAUUUAUUUUUGUUGAUCAAGCAUUUUGUUUCUUGAAUUAUUGGCUUUAAGCAUUUACAGCAAGAUCGCUCGAUGGUGAACCUGGCGGAAUAAUGAAAAUUGGGUCGGAAUAAUGAGACUGCCAAAUGAUUACAAACAGGACAGUUUGCUUACGAAUACUAUUCAAUUUUUGAAAACCACAGUUUCAAAAAUCAAGCGGAUCUUCGGCGACCAAAGGAGGAAAGCUUGGAGAUACGAGUAGAGCGAGGGAAGCGACCAGUGGGAGUUCCGGGGGAGGAGGGGGUGGGUGAAAAAUGUUGCCCUCUCAAGAAGCUUCUAAGAUUUACCAUGACAACUAUAUGCGGAACUCGCGCGCCAUUGGCGUACUUUGGGCUAUUUUCACCAUUUGCUUCGCCAUCAUAAACGUGGUGGUGUUUAUUCAGCCCUACUGGAUCGGGGACAGCGUGAGCACGCCGCAAGCCGGCUACUUCGGCCUGUUCCAUUACUGCGUUGGGAACGGAUCCCCCAACCGCGAGCUCACCUGCCAGGGCACCUUCGCCGACUUCAGUUCCAUCCCCUCGAGCGCCUUCAAAGCGGCCACCUUCUUCGUGCUGCUCUCCAUGGUGCUGAUCCUGGGCUGCAUCGCCUGCUUCAUACUCUUCUUCUUCUGCAACACCUCCACUGUCUACAAGACGUGCGCCUGGAUGCAGCUGCUGUGUGCGGUGUGCCUGGUCCUGGGGUGCAUGAUCUUCCCGGACGGCUGGGACUCUGAGGUGGUGCGGGACAUGUGCGGGGAGGAGACGGGGAAGUACACCCUGGGGAACUGCUCGGUGCGCUGGGCCUACAUCCUGGCCAUCAUCGGCAUCCUGGACGCCCUCAUCCUCUCCUUCCUGGCCUUCGUCCUCGGGAACCGGCAGAACGACUUCCUCCUCGACGAGGUCAAGGCCGACAACAAAGAUUUUGCAGUAUCCAGGAUUGAAGUACGAGGAAGCAGAGACCCGAAUUUCAGAGUCCGUCAGUACCGCUGAUCAGACCCCUCUCUCCGCCACCGCCUCCCUGUCCCCUGGGCUUCCAACCCCCCACCCCCCAUCUGGUCCUCAGGUCAAACACCAGACAACUUUUGCUUGUGAACCCAGAAGACAAUUGUUUGUGACAUCCUGGUUUAAAAAACAAACCAAGUACAAAAUUAUUAAAUACAGAAAGGUGUGAAAAGAAAUAGAUAAAGCAAAUAAACAAACCACAACAGCUUCAGAAAAAUAAUCCCCUUGAGUAGACCCUUGGAAACACAGUACAGGACUUAAAUGCUAUUUCUAUGACUAUCAAUGACGCUGAUUACUUCUUCGCUGCAGCAGUGUUCUGUCAUUCUUACUUGUCCGUUACUUAACUUGCAGAUUUUUUUGUUUUCAGAUUUUUAAAAAGGGACUUUGUUGGAGAAAAGCUAUCGUUGCCAACUAACUGCAGGCACACUGGUGCUAAUUUAGAACAAAAAAUUUAAACAGCGCACCAUGUAGUUUAGGAGAUUAUGCUUCAAAGAAGACUGCUGCCUGACGGAAAGCCUGCUCUCUAAGAACUAAGAUCAAUGCUUGUCAGCUGCAAAUACUGUAACUGACACCUUUCUGAAGAACACAAAAGAAAACACAAGAAAAACAGGGUAAGAAGUGUAUGCAUUUUCUGCACCCUAAAACAAUCCUUUAGAAAGCCUACUUCAAUGCUUUACAUCAUGUGAUCUGGUCUCCAUUGGGGGUUCCAAGUACAGAUUUAGGAAAUGCACUGAGAACCAGUGAUUUCUUUUCCGGACCUAAUCUCCAUCUGACCCUUGACCUCCAGUUCCAAAGGAAGGUCUUGCACUACCGAAGGGUACCGCACUGGAAAAGACAUGUCGGCGAAUCAAGCCAUCCCCCUGAACCCCGAUUUAGGACUAAUGUAGCCUGGCGGAUUUCCUUUUGAGACAUCCUUUGCUUUCAGUUCAUGGUUUUGUUUCAGUCAGCAAUGGUUUCUUCUGUUUAAUGUGGUUAUUACCCAAAUGUGAGGGCAGGUGGUGGGGCAAUGCUUGCCAGCCAAUGGUGAUUUCUGACUGGUGCAAACCUAUUUGAUGUUUGCCUGAGAGGAAAGCUCUCCAUGCUCCAAAUUCCGUCGGGGGUGGUGGUGGUGGAGGGGGGGGUAUUUUUUUCUGUGUGCAUGGACAUCCUCCCACCUUCCACCUGACACAGUUACAGCGACCAACACACACUGUGCUGUCCCGACUGGCUUUCGCGCUUUCCCCCCAUGUCUGGCUUUCACGUCCCAACGUUAUGCAGGUCUCCCAACGUGUCUCCGCAGCACCACAGAAAUGCAUGAGGGGCCGCAGGAAUCCUGCCGUGGGACUUCUUGUAAGCUCAAAUUUAAGACCCACAUAGAAGAACAUGAAACCAAAAAAUUUUAAAUUAAAAAAAUAACUCUGAGAACAGUUUUCUAGUAGUCUAGAGAGAUAAGUACUGUAGUAGUAGAAUAAGGUUGCCAACUGCGUUCAGAACACACAGAUUAAUUUUUAUUAACCGAUGCAAUUAAACAUUUCUUUAAAUAAUAAAGAAGCAAAUCUGUUUGCCUGUGUCUUAAAUUAUCUGUAUCUGGAUUCUGUGAUAAUACAUUUUCAACUUUUAGAUGAGCCGUAUAGACAGACAAUGUCACAAGAAUCCAGUUUGUUAUGCUAUAAUAGCAUCUCCUGGAUGACUGAGCCUUUGUGUUCUAAGUUUUGUUAGUACAACUCAAUAGACUGAGUCUCAUAGUUUUAAUAUGUAUUUGUAGAUCAGAGCAAUCUCUCAGGAAGUUGCACUGUAAACAAAUAAGAAAAAAGUAAGAAAUACUAACGGCUCAUUUUACAUGAACCCUGAAGAGCAUUUCCAGCCUGCAAACCAUGGCGUACGAGGUUAAGGGACAUUAAAGAUACUUUUUCAUGAGCACAGAAUACAUAUUCCUUUGCACUCUUCCACUCCUGCUUCUCUGAGCUAAUCUGAAAGUUUUUUCGGGAAUCUCGCCCAGAUUUGCGGGUGGAUUUCGAGACCGUAGCAGCCUUUCAAAGCCGAAUGGAACAUCACUAUAAUGCAAGGAGUUAAACGUCCCAUUUUGAUCCUUACGGUUUCUUACAUUACUUCAGGAAUAUACAAACACAAUGAAUAUAAAUGUUAAGAGUAUUGUCAGUGGCAUGCCUGUGUCAUCGCUGAUAAAGGGACUUUCAAAAAGCACCUUGUUCCUUCUAUCAGUACAGUGGGCAGACUCAUUACGACUGAGCUAAAGCGAGAAAUCAUUCCCUGAGAGAAAUCAAGCAAGACAGCCCUCCUCGUCUCUUUGGCAGCAGUGAGGUGAUGAAAUAAACGGAUCUGACAGGAAAAUGUUCGACAGCAGCACAAGUUUCCUCGAACCAAUAAAAAUACAGCAACAUUUUGUCAAGAGAGUGCCAAGUACACUUUCACAGACUUUGAAAAAAAUCCAGAGCGAAAAUGGUAAGGAGACUCGAGGUGUGGAAAUACCAUAGCAGAUGAGAAUACCUCUAUUACAAACUUGAAGAUGACCCUGGGUUGUUUCAGUCAAUAUGAGUAAUGUGUCACAAUUCAAUGUUUAAAACUAAUAGAAAAAUUGAAACAUCUUUAGCUAUAAUGACUACUAGUUUCAAAGCACCACAGCAGUGCAAAUAUAUGCAUCCCAUUUGAUACAAUGUUUACAAAAUGUUUACAGUAAAUAUAAUCAAAAUCGUUUUUUUUUUUUUUUUUGGUUAAAACAGUAUUGGUAUUAAAAACAGUAUUCUGAUUUGACAGUAAUAAAAUGAAAUGUUCAUAAAAGCAAUUUCAGCAUAACAUUCUGUUGAAUAUACUAGAUAAAUGAAUUAUUUUAUCUUAAAUCUUAUUCUAGAAGGUACAUUUUAUGCAUAUUGGAGGUGCCACUGAUUAAUUGACUUUAUUAAUAUAUUGGCAUUUAUUGAGAAAUGUAAGUUUUCACACUCAAAUAUCUUAUAUCUUAAUGUUAUCACUCAUUUUGGGACAAUAUGUGCCUAAGUAUCUCUGCUGCCCCCUUAAUAGUCAGUGGCAUGGGGCUGUAGUUCUAUGGUAUUUUGCUAACAUGUAUAGUACUGAUUUAACAAUGACUUAAGCAGCACAAGGUGCCUCAGGAUCUUUCCCCCAGGGGGCUGGAAACAGUUUGAAUGAUAAAGGGGAUGUGAUAUUUCGACAGAUUUAUAGAAGGAAGAAAUACAGCAAUGGUCCAAAGUGUUCACAGUAAGGACCAUUUCAGCCAUGCACGUAGAAGCUACAUCAAUGAAACGCAUGGGUCACAAAUACUGUCUCGCAUUCUCCAAUGAAAAGUUCACCUGUGAUUCAUUUGCAAUGAGAAUUCUUGCCCGAGUGAGAAAAUGGAUUUUAGCUAAUCAAGCUGUAGGACCAUGUAGUUUUGGCAGAUACGUAAUGGUUUCAGAUAAACAGUGGUCCAGUUUCAGUGUCUAGAUGGAUUAGUGUGUGUGUGUGGAGGGGGGGGGGGGGGGGGGUGUAACCUGGUGUAACCUGUGUAAGCCAAUAAACUAUUAGAUGGUCAAAAGGACCGCAAAGAGAGCUGUGGUUAUGUGCUGGAGUACGUAGGAAUGAUACUUAGAAGUUAUGUGGGAGUUGUGCAAUUGAAGAAUUUACUUGUGGUUCACACUAUAAAUAAAGAAAUAUAUACAUUUUAAAAAACUGCCCUUCAGGCAACCUGUCCACACUGUAAGACAAACACAGUCAAUCAGAUGUGCCAAAAUAUGAUGUUAACAAUAAUGCCAAUAAAUGUUUGACAACUGUAAAUAGGACAUUAUAAUACAUAUUUUAUGUCCAAUGUGUCUCUUGGAAAUAUCCAUCAACAUCCAUCAUAAAUAACUUUGAAGGAAUCUCAGCAGCAUUGAAGAGCUGAAUUAGAGAUCUUAAACAAACAAGCACACACAUAAGAUAUGUGCAUGUAUGAGAGAGCCUGAGAUAUUUCUUCAUUAACAAUGUGAACAUCCAUAUCUUCAUUUGUUUUUGUUCUAAUAUUUUUCCAGAAUUGUAAUCAGUUUUUUAAAAAAAGGACUUUGCCAAAAUGAGAUACAAAAACUGUGGAAAUUAUUUUUCAUUUAUGUAUUAUUGACUAUGUAUAACAUGAAUUGAGUAAUAUAUAUAUAUAAAUAUAUUUUAAUUUUUGCUUUGAGUAAAUGUUAUUUACUUUGAGGAGAUGCUGUGCUGUCUUUUGGUGUUAUGAAAUGGAGAUAUUUAUGAGAGAUUGUCUUUCGGAAGCAAGACAUGAUGACUGCUAUCACUUCUCACAUGUUCGCUGUUGUUUAUUUAUUUUUAUUUUUUAUCAAAUAAAGGUGUGAAGAACAUGCAUUCUCCAGACCACACAUGGUGGCUAAAGGCAAAACAUCUGUGCACAAUUGACUCAAGUCAUUAAAACAGGUGAAAACUAUUUUAUGCCAAUACUGGUGAAUAACAACAUCUUUCUUGCAGGAUUCUGCAGUUUUUACUUGACAUUCGCUUAUUUAAACUGUAUAUUAUUUCUAAGUCUUUAAACCUUGGUAAUGUGAAAUGGAAGCUUGAUACUAAGAUGUUUGACAGAGUAAAUACUGUAGCAUUUAAGAAUUGUGUGGUGAGUCUGACACACUAUGUAUUAGGGGUGUCGUUUCAUGAGGAGUUCAAAUUGGGGCGGUGAUCAGACCAAUCAUGCUCUGAGCAGCCCCGUCCGUGUACCCCGGUAAACUGUGAGAAAGUGGUUCAACCUCAUGAAGCCAAAAUGACAUGUCUGAUGAAAGUUCAUUGGAAAGUUUGAAUAAAACAAGUCUGACUUGAA
Messenger RNA from Anguilla anguilla (European eel), 6280 nucleotides. RefSeq names its product LHFPL tetraspan subfamily member 4 protein-like. The transcript is spliced from 4 exons. Gene Ontology annotation, molecular function: GABA receptor binding. Lineage: Eukaryota; Metazoa; Chordata; Actinopteri; Anguilliformes; Anguillidae. Gene Ontology annotation, biological process: gamma-aminobutyric acid receptor clustering; sensory perception of sound. The record is from RefSeq and is a predicted model, not a curated record. The coding region runs from base 778 to 1491 and encodes 237 amino acids. Gene Ontology annotation, cellular component: postsynaptic membrane; inhibitory synapse; plasma membrane.